AGUGGGGAUGGCGGUAGUGGUGGUGGCAGUGUUGGUGGUGGAGCCGACGUUGCGGAGAAGGAGGAGAGGCCACCGGCUUCAGAGAGUGUCGAGCCGACGGCCGCGUUUGACGUCGCAUCUCUCGUACUCUACGGCUCGCGCGCACUACCGAUCCGCCUUAAGAUCUUGCUCGAUCAGUUGUUCAACCAGUUGCAGCACGCGCAAGUGACACGUUUACUAGCCGCUUUCGGCUGGACGUACGAGGAUUACACGCGGGGAUACAUACUGCAGGAUUCGCAGAACGGCCCGGUGCUGGACCGAUGGAGCAUCUGCUCUCCUGAAGAGGAGCCGCUGGUACUUCAGCAGUUCCUCAGAUUCGCCGAGACGCGUCCAUUCGUGCAGCAGUUGCUGCUGGCCGCCGGGACGCCGGGGACGGAUGCUAUGUCACCAAGCAGACGACCUUCGCCGCCGACGAUGCCACUAGCACAUUUACCACCACCUCUACACCUACUCCACUGCGGUCUCCCGCCUCCAGGCUCGAGAUUGCCACCUCCUCUGCCACCACCGCCGCCGCCACCCUCCGUCUCGCAUCCGUCGAUGUCGCCCACGGCCCAAAAACACUACUCAUCUUCGUCCGGUGGAAACUCGGCAGCGGGGGUGACGAGUAGCGCGAAUUCACCGCCGAGAAGCCUAGAUUCCCAUCUGACGGUAUCACCGCUCAACCGACUGCAGAGCAUGCAGCCAUUCGACUUUCGGAAGCUAGGAACCUUAGGACUGCCGGCGUUCCCACCUCUUCCACCACCACCGUCGGCCGAGCAGCUGUUGCAAAAUAGAAAAUCCAUGAGAAAUCCACAGAGCCCGCACAGUCCGCCCCACCAUUCGAGCAGCAACCAGCUCCAGAGGCCUCACAUGCCUCCCGUAGCGCCGGUCUCUUCUUCCGCGCUUAAUUUCGGACAUCCUCUCUCGGUGGCGGUGUCUUCUGGUGCUCUUCCUCCCAGUUUCCCUACUCAUUUUCCACCGCCGCCAAUGGGCAAGUCGUCAGGCUCGGUGACAGGCAUGACGGCGCCCGCGGACGUGCACAGCGGAGGCGAGAAGAGCAGCGAGUUCGGUUCGGAGGAAGACGAAGAGGACGACGAGAAUUCGGACAGCGCGCUGAACCUUAGCAGGCGCGACUCCAUGUCUAAGCACGUUACCGAGCAGCGACACCCUCCUCCACUACCUCUCCAAGCUGCUCCUUUAGGCAGGCCACCCGGAAUCCCCGGAAGAAAGCCUCACUCGCCAGGCAAACGGCCGGGCAGCCAAUGGGGCGCGUCCGCCAAUAUCCCUCCGAAUCUUGGUACUCCGUUCAUCAAUCCUACCACCGGGAAGAAAAGAGUGCAGUGUAACGUCUGUCUGAAGACCUUCUGCGACAAAGGCGCGCUCAAGAUCCACUUCAGCGCGGUACAUCUACGCGAGAUGCAUCAGUGCACCGUGAAGGGAUGCAGCAUGAUGUUCAGCUCGAGGCGAUCGCGCAACAGACACAGCGCCAAUCCAAAUCCGAAACUACAUUCGCCUCAUCUGCGGCGGAAGAUCUCGCCGCACGAUGGCCGCUCAUCCAUGGCGCACGCGCUCGUUCUACCACCCCAAGUGGGUCUACCUGUUCCAGCUACCGGUCUCAACCAUCUUCCCUUCGGUUCCUUUCCAUUGUUGACUCCACCUCCCGAUCUUCGAUCGCCAGCUUCGCUGUGCGGCCUCGACUUCAAACACCUGGACUUACAGUCUCAGAGUCAGGGUAGACCUGGCUACGACGAGGCUCUACAGCAGAGGAUGAACGCGAACGCGGGUAUUUCGACGACCACCGCGCUGACUACCGCGGGCGUGGCGAUGACGACCGCUGCAGAGACGCCCAACACCACCGCUGCGGCUAGAGGAUCUUUCUCUAGCAACAGCGUGGUCGACACGGUGUCACCUUCCACUCAGGCCUCUACUGCGGCAGUAGAAGGGGAAGAAGAGGAAGACGACGACGAUGGAGGUAUCGUAGUUGUAGCGGAAGACGAUGCGAGCAAUCUGCCUUCUAGGCUACCUCUGCGUCCCGGAGAGGACGACGAUGAACAGCCAGCCGACUUUAGUUUGGCAAAGAGACCGAAAUUGUACUUCGGCGAUCCGACGGAGGAGGAUCUCGCGAGCAACGCGGACAGCAACGAGGACAACGACUCGAUGGGCACGAUCGAUCAACAGAGCUACUCCGUGAGCCAGAACUCGAUGAACUCGACGUCCUUGCACAGCAGAGGCGUGCGAAAGAGAAAGUCUCAGCAUCCUACUCGAUGCGCCGUUUUAACCGAGGUUCACUCUUCGUCCACGGACGGAGAUUCGUCCAACGACGAGGAACGAGUACAAAGACGUUGUCUGUCGGAGGGUGCGGGAAUCUCGACGAUAAACGACUUCCAGAGCCAACCGGAAGAUAUGUCGAUGUCCAGAUUGGAAGCAGAGGAACGGAAAAUCUCUCCGAGUUCUCCAAAGAAUCUGAGCUUCAACGACCACGAGUCGAGCUCCCGUUCGCCUGAAACGUGCAACGCAAGAGAUGGAACGAGGACGAACGGCGGCGGUGGUAAACGCGAUACGGCGUCGUCGCAGGAGAACGCGGAAGAUCUGUCUCAGGACGAGCCGCGGGAUUUGAGCUCGAGAGCGAGCAGCGUGAAAUCGCCGAAGAGGCAAAUCAGUCCAGAGCCAAAGACGUGCCACGAGCCGGCGGAAACUCGUGCUACAGAAGCCGGCUCAAUUUCCGUGGCUUCGAUCGGUCAGAAAGAUCCGAAUUCCUCCGAGUUGGCCGAUCGACGGAAAAGCGAGAGCGAGGAGGCGACUAAGGAAGACGAAACAACGACGAGAGUGUCGUUGAAGAAGGAGAAGGAGCCAGAGGAGAAGGGGAAGGAAGAUGAAAACCAGGAAGAAGGUGAUGAGGAGGAGGAUGAGCCGAUGGAGGAGGUCGAGGAGGAUGAUGAUGAUGAGGAGGUGAACGCGGCGCUGCGUAAUCAAGAAGGUGAGCGUCCCGAUGAUCCCUCCCGUGCCCCGAGCUCGGUCGACAGCCGUCCGACGACAGCCGACGACCUCUCCCACGACUCCUCGACCAACACUUUGCGUCAACUCGAGUCCUUGUCGCAGGGUCGCGCGAUGCAGUACACCGGGAUGCAGCAGGCGGCUUCGAGGUCUGGCCGCGGCUCUACCAGCCCCGUCAGCCUCACGACGCACCAGGAGACCACCAUGGACAAUUCCUCACGUGGCUCUCGUUCAUCCAGCGCCUCACCCUCCACAGCGGCCAUGGAUACGGACAAUAGCCUUAUCACCUAUGCCCGUUACGAGAACGGUGGCUUUGUCAGCACCCAGGAGGUUCCCUUGGACCGGGAGAAUCCGCGCCGUUGUACUGCCUGUGGCAAGGUGUUCCAAAACCAUUUUGGGGUCAAGACGCACUAUCAGAACGUCCAUCUAAAGCUGAUGCAUCGCUGCAGCGUGGACGGUUGCAACGCAGCCUUCCCCUCCAAGAGGUCUCGCGACAGGCAUUCGGCUAACUUGAACCUCCAUCGAAAACUCCUGUCCACGUCGUCGAGUCCGCCUCUCUCGUCCAGCUUGCCACCAAGCUUAUCACCCAGAGUAGACGAUACCCAGAUGAAUCCGUUGUUGCACAACGAGUUCCUCGCGAGAUUAUACACGGACGCGGGCAUCGGUGCUCUCGGAGCUUAUCCUCUCACACCUGGACUACCGUCUGCCGUUGAUCUGGCAGCCAGAAUACCGCCCCCGCAUCCUCUUUUACUGCCACCUCACUUGGGAGCUACCUUCUCCGGCCUGUCCUCGUUCGCCUCUCACCUGGCCGGUCUGAACGGGCUUACUCACCAGCAUCUCAACCAUUUGACCAGGAUGUCGCAGGACCAGGGGAACAGACAUCCUCCCGGGUCGGGUUCGCCAAUGUCCUCGCCGGGUUCCGAUGACCGAAAGGAAGAAGCCAGAUGCACGAUCCCUGGCUGCGACCGGGUGUUUGGCUCUAGAGCGGUCAGGGACGCCCACUCGAAGGACCCACAGGCUCAUCGCGAUUUAUCGGUUCUGUCGACCAGCGGCUCGUGACCGAUCUCCUUCCGCGGACGCGAUUAUUAUCCCUUACUGUGAUGCCAAAACUGCGAUCGUCGAUGAUCUCGAUCGGAACAGGUCAGCGGAAGACUUGGCUCGCGACUUUGACCGAGUAUAUCCAGUCGUUCGACGAAAACGUGCAAUAUCGUGGAUCCGAUACCUUCUAAAGAACCGGAAUCUUGCCACCCACGCGGCUUCGAUAAUUCUGUCAUAGUCGGUCUCGAGCACAAAGCCGAUCUCGUCGCGGUUCGAUGGUUGCCGGACACGUUCAGCGAAAGUACUUAAGAAGCAGGACCCAGGUGAUUCGAAUCGACCGUUUCAUUCUCAAAUCUUGCCAGCGACAGUGACAAUAUCCUUUGGGGCAACCUGGGAUGGUCACUGACGCGUUCCAAUCCCGGUUCUCGAGUUAGUUUUCGUGCAAACGCAAGGUGCUCCAAUCUAGUCAAUUCGGAAACCCUCGGCCACGCCGCUGGAAUCGGAAAAAUCGUCCACCUCGCCCAUGUAGCCGCGCUUGAUCGGACACAAUCGUUCUUCGAGGUCCACGAACGAAAAAUCGGAAUACACGAAAGUCUCCGAACGAUCGAAAUUCGUAAGUCGAGAGCCUAGCGUGGGAGGUACGUCCGGUCCCGUGAAGGUUCCUGUUCCAAUUCGCGUAUCACGCAGCAUUAAACGAAAAAAAGAAAGCUGGUCGACUGAGGAGAAAUAUUCAGCGAAUCGAGCUAGUUCCUCUGCUCGUUUCUUUCCCUGAUGAUCGAAGGGGCGGUAGAAGGAGGAGACGAAUGGAGGGAGUGUGGAGGUUAGAUGAAAAAUGGAGCGACGAAUGGAAAGAUCGAACGCGCCCUCGUUUCGGUCUUCCGGCUGAUUUUAUCAUCGUUGUGAUAAACGUAACGUUUAGUAUAAAUAUGCCACUUAUUUAAUCAGUAAUCAAUUACUACUGCUGUAUAUAUAAACAUAGUACCUUUUUUCGAUGUAUCGCGUAAUUAAUCAAUUAAGCUACUUCGACGCGACCGAUGCGACGCGAGGGAACGGAAAUGAUGACGAUAGUUUUGUAAAGGAGAACCGAUCCUGGCCGGGAUAUCGAACCGAUCCAAGACGGCGCCCUACGCGUUCACUGUCGGCUACGCUAUAGAUAUUAAAGUGCCCAGAACUCUUAAUCCUCUCGUCGUUUUCCGAAUCAUUAAAUACGAAUCACAAUGUUUUUUUACUGUCUUUGUCCGCGCAUUACGAUUCACGUGUAUAAUUGCAAAAAAAAUCAGUGCAUCAAGUACCCCGAAUCAUCUUCGAUCCUAGAUAUCGACACAGCUCUAAACACAGCCCAGAUUACCUCUUAAAUACUAUCCUUCGAUGCUAAAUGCUUUCAAACACUCCUAAUCGGCAGUGAACGCACCGAUAUGCAAAACAACGAGUAAAGAAUGGUAAAAAGGAAUGAUCGAGUGUAGAGGUCCGAAGCGAUCGUCGCGGCGAGCAAAACGGCGGGCAAACAGAUCGAUCACUGAAUCAAAGCUUACGUCGUCUCGCGCUAGAUAAAUGAGAAUAGAUAGAUUUUAUUUAUUGUUUCGUAGGGGUCCUACACGAGAACACACGCUGUACCAGCGGCCAGUAGCGGGCACUGCCGCGGAGAUUUCCUUCCUACGUCAUCGAACGAUCGCCUGUCGUUCGAUCGUAGUCGAUUGUCGAUCGAUCGUAUUGGAAAUAAUCCAACGAAUACAACACGAUAAAAAUACAAAAAAAAAAACGUGGAAGAAAUUUUGUACGAUGUUCGAACGACGAUCGACCGUCGUUUCUUUCUUUUUUCUUUUCGUUGUACAUACAUUGUAUACCUUAUUUUCGUAGUCUGUGCACGUGCGUGUGAGUAAAACGUCACGCGUCACAACCAGAAUCUGCGUGCGAAUCGACGACAAGUGAAAGAAACAGGGAGGAGGGCCGGAAACAGGUUCUUUUUGUACGCGCCUGCGCCCAAACGAUUUUUCAUGUUUCUCGGCUAAGAAUGGCGAUGUGAAAGAGAAUUGAGAAAAAGGAAAAGAAUAAAAAGAAAUGAUGGCAGCUCGCGACAUACGACGAACCCACUAACUAAUUACUCAUCGUAAGGGCGAACCAGAAUUUACAAUUGUAAUUAUGUAUAAACGGAAUGCUAUGAUGUAUGAUAUUAUAGAUCGAUUAUAAAGAACACUCAUCUUACGAAAAUAAAUACCAAUCGAAAUCA
Molecule: messenger RNA, 6277 nt
Organism: Bombus pascuorum
Lineage: Eukaryota; Metazoa; Arthropoda; Insecta; Hymenoptera; Apidae
Product: zinc finger protein basonuclin-2-like
Exons: 2
Coding region: 421-4071 (1216 amino acids)
Biological process (GO): regulation of DNA-templated transcription
Cellular component (GO): nucleus
Source: RefSeq, a predicted model, not a curated record